Messenger RNA from Aphanomyces invadans, 627 nucleotides. RefSeq lists its product as hypothetical. The transcript is spliced from 5 exons. Gene Ontology annotation, molecular function: U7 snRNA binding; histone pre-mRNA DCP binding. NCBI's taxonomy places the organism in Eukaryota, Oomycota, Saprolegniomycetes, Saprolegniales, Verrucalvaceae. The coding region runs from base 28 to 384 and encodes 118 amino acids. Gene Ontology annotation, cellular component: nuclear body; cytoplasmic U snRNP body. Gene Ontology annotation, biological process: mRNA 3'-end processing by stem-loop binding and cleavage. The record is from RefSeq and is a predicted model, not a curated record.
CGAUUUCGGUCAAUCCGAGCAGAGUCGAUGAAGCGCGCGCAUCGGUCCGUGGUGCUGCUACUUCAAAGCAUGCUUGGCAUGGACGUCAAGAUCGAGUUAAAGACUGAAUACACACUCGAAGGUCGAGUAGAAGAAGUAGGUGAAGGAAACAUGGAUGUUCGCCUCACGGGUGUCAAACAAACUUCACCACAGGGAGCGAUUGUACACCUCGACGAAGUGUUUGUGAUGGGGAAAAUGAUCUUGUUUGUGCACUUGCCAGACAGGCUGAACGUUGCUGCUCAUUUACGAGACUACAUGCAUUUGGUGGACAAAAACAAGAACUUGUACCAGCGAUCCACGCGAAAACCCCCGACCAAGCCACUUGUCGCCACAUCUCGUGCAUAAUACGCAAUCCACGUCUUGACGUCUCCAGUUGCUGUAGCUGACUUCUGUAAUGCUGUUCAUCAUCGCUAACAAUGACCAUAGUAUCUUGUGUGUGGAAACACUUCAUUCGAUCGCUUCGACAAGGCACUUCACGCAUGUAAGACAAUAUGCUGAGCUGUUCCAGGCCGUCUGGACUCACCGCGGCGGCAUUGCACCCAUCUAUUCGUGUGGAUCGUGCCGCCAGCCACAUCGGCCACAGCGCUC